UUGACAAAUAAAAAAAGCAGAAGCAAAAAAACUGUGAAAAGCAAUAUGUCAAUAAGGAGAUUUUUCGUAAACAAUCUAAUGAAAUUGUGAAUUACCAAGUGCUUUCUGGCCUUUAUGGAGGUAAAAAUGCAGCACAACUCCCAGGCGCACUUGUUUCAAAUACAGGUUAAAUCCCUAAUCAAAACUCUAAAAUGUCUGCAGUCGGACGAUAAAUACCAGGCGCUACUGUUUCUCAUCUCGGCCAUUAAGCUGUACGUCAAAUUUUUAUACAACGACAACCAAGAGCGUAUCUAUAAGCCGUCAAUACUCAAAGAAUUGAACAACAUCCAAAAUGUGAUUAUUGCAAAUUUGUUAAAAUCGCGAGGUGCAGCAUCGGCACCAUCAUCCUUAUCUACUCCAUGUGAACUGCGGACCAACAUUCGAAACAAUAUCCCUGGUGUCGCAGGUAGUGAUGGAAUUUUGCUCGUUCACCCUAGUGCAAAGCCGCUGCUUCCGCUCACUCCGUACAAUAUUUCGGGGAAAUUGCUGAGGGGAGGGCUAUUUGAUGAUAUUCCUCUAACGGGCGCACUUAAAAUCAAAUCACGCAAACGUCUUGGUACAUUGACAUGCUACGGCAAUGUUCAGCUGAAUCGUUCCCUGGUGCGAUUAAUUGCUUCCCGCAACUUCAAGCUGCUGUUCAAUAUGUUCGAACAAAGCAUCUUUCCUGCGUGGAAAAUUUUCAAAGCGGAGCGUCCGGUGCGAUCUCGUACUCGUACGACUAUGCCAGCGAUCUGUUACAGUGGUGGAUCAUCACAUUCUCCUCCAGCAGCGUAUAUCAAAAAAGAGGAUUUCGAUUUUGAUCCACCCUACUCACUGACGGGUGAUGAUCCAUGCUUCGAGGAGCUUAAGGAUGACGACGACGAGCUUCUGAUGCUAAAGGACGAGGAUGACGAUUCUAUAUCUAAUGAAAUAUUCUCCGAGGAAUCCUCCACUAACAACACAUCGCUGAUGCUAUCGUCUGACACGAAUACUUUGGACACCAACGAUUCGAAUAUGCUGUCCGGUGAGCGAUGUAAGGAGCAAGUGUACCAGUGUUUGUUGUGCGAUAAGAGCUACCGGAAACGAAAAUCGCUAGUUAUACAUUUCAGUCAUCAUCCAGGAUUCUGUCCAGAUUGUGGAAAACAGCGUGGCGUGACCUCAGAGGAAAUAAUCGAACACAAUCGGGUCUACCACAAAAACAGGCCUCACAUUUGUGAACACUGUGGAGAAACAUUCACGCGUAACCAACAGUAUCAGGUCCACGUGCAAGGUCAUUUCAUCAGCAAAGCUCGCGUCCAAGAGCAAAAUUGUAAAAAAACGUAUAAGUACAGCUGUCGCACUUGUGGCAUUGUUUUCAACAAUCAGAAAUAUUUGGAAAAACACGUUCAAAAAACUUGUCACCAGGCCGAAGGGGUGGCCUGCGACACGUGUGGUGCAAUAUUUCCCUCUGAUAUAAAACUUUAUCAGCAUAUUGCUAGGACCCAUAAGAAUGAUAAACGAUUCACAUGUGAACAUUGCGCUAAAGUAUUCAACCAGAAAGCGAAUCUCGAUCGACAUCUUCUCUUACACACAAAUGUGCCAGAGAAAAACUUUUCCUGUGAACAGUGUGAUGCCACGUACCUCUCCAUGGCUUCCCUGAAGGAACAUGCUAAGAUAGCCCAUAGCGGGGACGAUAAAUUUGAAUGCAACAUUUGCAACAAACUGUUCGCUGCGAAACGAUCGCUCAAGCGUCAUAAGCUUUGUCACUCGGAGGAACGUCCUUUUCCCUGCACGGUGGAAAACUGCAAAGAGGCCUACAAAAACCAGUCCCAUUUGGCACGACAUAUGAAGACCGCUCAUCACAUCGAUCCACCUCCCAAGCGAAUGCAGAAAGCUGCUAAGAAUGAAUCGGGUGAAUUUAUUCCUUUGGAUCCGAUCGGCACAGGAGAUUCAGCAGCUAGUAAAAGUAAUCCAAUGAAAAAACCAGUGAUUGGAGGAAGUGACAAAUCCAUUGGUGACAGUAGUACUAACUUCAGUGACAAUUUAUCGACCUACAACUAUGACUACGUGGAAACUGGGGUUACAGUGCCAGAUCCGAGUCAGCAACGGAUACAAAUGCUUGGGCCAGCAGGUACUCGACUAGGAAUCCCUCCUGCUGUUAGCUUUAAUGAUCCCAACUUGGGAUACGGUGGACCUGCCCCCGGGGAACAGUUUGAAUGGCAGAAUCUCGAAUUUGGUAGCGUUGGCAAUUCUAGCGGUGGGGGCAAUGGGCCUGUUCUUCCACCGCGAAACAUUGGCAUUGAACAAAUCAAUCAAAGUUACAUAGAUAGUGGCCACGGAGCAAACUACAUGACUGGAACUAUGCCUGCAAUGCGGACAUAUUCGGACCCGAAUUUGAUAUGCGAACACUGUGACGAGGCUAAUUUCCUCAAUAGUCAGCAGUUACAAGCUCACAUACAAGAUCACUUUACGGCGAAAGAUGGUAAGGAACCACCAGGGAAAAAAUUGCAACGAUUGUAUUGUAAAACCUGUAAUUUGGUGUUUUCUACCGGACCCCAACUGGAUCGACACAUCCAAAAAACGAAUCAUCACACCGACAGCAUUGUGUGUGACCUCUGUAGUGCAAUAUUCAACUCUAAUCUCAAGGUUUACCAGCAUAUGCUCAAGUGUCAUAAAAAUGAAACCUGGUACGCAUGUGAACAAUGUUCUAAAGUAUUCAUACUGAAGCAAGAAUAUGACAAACACCAGCUGGUACAUCAAACCGUUACUGAUAAAUCAGUUAUCUGCGAACAUUGUGCGUCUUCAUUCUUCUCGCAGGAAGCACUCAAAGAACAUAUCAAAAUUUCUCAUACAGUGGAAAAGAAGUACGAGUGCAACAUAUGCAACAAAUUGUUCGCCGCAAAACGAUCGUUAAAACGCCAUAAACUUUGCCAUGAGGAGGAAGGUGCAUUUCCAUGCCCGGUCGAAGACUGUAAGGAAUCGUUCAAGACUCCUACCAGCUUGGCGAAGCACAAAAAGAUGGUGCACAGCAUUGGCCCAGAUUCCAGCGAAAAAGGGGGAGCCAAAGGAAAAGCAAGUGCUACUGCGAAAGCAACCAGUGAUAAACUGCUUCCCGAGCCUCCUCCAGUUGUAUCGGGACCGUCGUCGGGUACACCAGGGAUUCCUAUGGGUAAUGUUCCUGGCACACCAGGCUCAAUUAAGCUUGAACCCCGGACACCUACGGGUAUGUUGGUGCCUCCCUCGCGAACCAGCAGCACCAGUAGUGCUGGUGCUGGAAGUAAUCCAAACGCAAUACCGUAUGAUCCAUAUGGCACUGGGCUCCAUUAUAAUAACGUAAUGGGCCAAGGUCAACAGCAAAGCACUCAUUUUACUAUCCAAAAUCCAAACAGUGCGCUCCACUAUGGAUCAACCGCAGGUGUGGGUCGAACUGGGACUGAGCAGACAAUGACUUACCGGAUCGAUCCUACUGGUUCACCUGUGGCGGGUCCCUACGGUCACGCAGCAGCAGGAGGCUACGGCCAGAUGAACAGUUCCUUCGAAUGGCGAAACAUGGAAAUGCAAAACAGUAUUGACCCAGGAAUGGGAACGUCCAACACGAGUGCCGGGCAGACGGUCCAGUCAGUGGCUGCAACAAUGAAAGCCAACAAAUACUAUCCAGUGAUGGAUCCUAGUGGUGCCGCAGGCGGCAGUUUUAUUCACUCCCAACAGCCACAACAGCACCAGUCGCCUCAUCAUCCACAGCAGCAACUGCACUCACAACAUCCGCAACAUCACCAGCAAACGCAACAACAACAGAAUCAAGUCGUUACGAAUGCUGCAGCUUUGCAAGUUAAGAAUCCACAAGAUGCACAACAACAGCACCAUCAACAACAGCAAAUGUUAAGUAUGAAUAGUCAGGAGUUUAUGGGUUAUCAAGAAAUAUGGAACGCGAACAUGGUUAAAAUGGAAUACCAGGAUGACGUAAACAACUCGAAUGUAUCAGGAAGCUCGUACAAUAAUAUUGGAAACAUUUUAUCGAAUCUAGAACUGAUAGGCAACAAUAGUAAUUAUGAGCAAAAUUAUGACAUUGUUCCACCAGCUACUGGUGGCGAUCAGCAACAACAACAGCAGCAGCAACAGCAACAAUCUAGCCAAUCGACUGCUCAAGUGCCGCAUGUCGCACCGAAGAACAACUAUCAUAAACAACAGCAUAUGCAUCAACAACAGCAGCAACCUGGAAUGAUGGGUGUCGAAAAUCCGAUGGUAGGUCAGCAUCAUCACCAGCAGCAACAAUAUUUCCAAGAGCAUCACGCUCAAGCCCCUGGUCAUCACCCUCAUCAACAACAGCAACACCAUAGCCUUCAUCAUCCGCAGCAACAGCACCAUCCUGGUCAUCCGGGUCAUGUUCAAUUGCAUGGUCACCACGUGCAACAACAGACACCGAGUCCGCAUCACCAUCCACCGCACAUGCAGCAGCUUCAGGGAACACAACAGCAACAGCUGCAGCAACAUCAGUACAAUGCACAUCUUCCACAUCAUCAACAGCAUCCCCACCAUCAUCCACAUGUACCAGGGCCACCCGGCACACAUCACAGCGCUGCGGCUGGACCGUCAUCUGCCUCAGGACAUCCUCAUCAGCUAGCGCACCAGCAACAACCAGGUAUGUCGGGAUAUCCUAACCAACCACAUCCCCACCAACAGUCACAGCAACAACAACAACAACAGCAGCAGCAGCAACAACAGCAACAACAACAACAACAACAGGACCACACCCUCACAGACAUAUCGAAAACUAACAACUUACAGUUUGUGGACAGUUUUACCGAGUCAAUCGACUAUUUGCAGCAGUCGUUUCAAUACGUGUAAUACCAAGUAGCAACAGCGAAAACGUAUUUUAGUUGCUUGCUGUAGAGGAUUUGCGAAGGUUUUUCGUACAGCUUCGAAUUAUUUUCAACUGAAUGUGCACUGUGGUUGUAGGGUUUCAGGUGGAGUUCGUGUUCACUUCGUUUUGAAUACUUUAGAGUUUCAAUAUCUGUGAUGCAAGUAUGCUUUUAACAUUUUUUGGUGAAUUGUAUAAACAAAUCUAUAGCUUUUUUGUUUAUAUACGUUGAAUAUUUGUAGCUUGUUUUUUCUCUAUUGCAUUUUAUCACAUUAUGUGUUGAAAUGUGUCGAAAUGCUUUAUAUGAGCCUCAACCUGUCGAAUACGUAACGAUUGUAUUCGACUGCUAGUUUUCUAAUGAGUCUAACAUCCAAUUACUAUAGUAUUUUACCAUUAUAUAUUGAGUAUGUGUUUACAGUGUAUCGAAAAUUAGAAACAAGGAGCGUUUUUGAACAAAGUUAUUAAUCUGAGCGAACUAUUUAGAUUUUUUAUUUUGUUUUCAUUUGUUACGGUAGUUAAGCCUAGUUGCAGUGCUCGAAAGAUGUUUUGAUGUUUUUCUCUCUAUAGAAAGGCUAUAGAAUCAUUGUGAAAACCGAUUUUUGAGCCAAGGCGCAGAGGGCAGAAUGUCAUAUACCAUUCGACUUAGUUCGUCUACGCAAAAUGUCUGUAUGUGGGAUUAUGUAUGUAUGUAUGUGUGUAUGUAAAAAAUGUGCACCCGAUUUUCUCGGAGAUGGCUGGACCGAUUUUCACAAACUUACUUUCAUAUAAAAAGUCUCUCGGUCUCACAGGUUGCUAUUCAAUUUUGCCCGUACCAAAAAUCGCUCAGCUCACAAGCUUAGGUUCAAAUGAAAGGUCUUACAACCUAACCUAUAAUCCUACCGAAAAUUACUCCAAUUUCUCAUAAACGGCCAGACCGAUUUUCGCAAACUCAGAUUUAAAUGGAAAGCAUUAUGUUUCCAUAAGUUGAUGUAGAAUUUUAUCCUGGUCUGGCUUGCGGUGCCGGAAAUACAGGGUAGUGUGUAUGAUAUUGUAACCUGACAUAUAGAGCGAUAAUGCAAAAAACGUAAAAAUUCUUCUAAAUUUGGUUCCAAACUGUUUCAAGCUAUAGGCACAGACUAACAGACAGGACACUCAAAUUAGAUUCUUCAAUCAUUUUAACGGUCAUUUCGAAUAUUCCUUUAUUUGGGACAGUACUCACAUGUGUCAUGAUGGCGCCACGUUACCCUAUCAAAAACAUCAUGUCUGUCAUCUAGACUGUGUUUAUUUUUUUUAUUUACCAACAGAGUUGCCAUUCAUACAGAAUUACCUGUAAUGUAUUGAUUUGUAUACGUCCAUGCGAAUGUCAUGCAGGAUACAGAUUUAAUACAUAUUGCCAAAACUAUAUACAUAAUUGUGCCUAUUUCUCAUCCUCCAACGCAAGACAAAAUCGAACCCGUUUUGUUACAAUAUUUACUUGCUUCUGGUCUGCCGCCACCUAAUUUCUGGUGAAAACUACCAACACAAUAAAAAAUAGUCUAGAUGAACAACGUUGAGUCAAAUAAAUGGUUACCUUCCAACAUCGCGAAAAAGUUAAAUAUAUUAUCAACGUAAUCCAAUAAUUUAUUGUGACGUUUCGUUUUCAAAUAUUUUGUUGAAAUCAGGCAUCCCUGCAACCAGCUGAUCGGUGUUGACAAACGAGGGGAAACCAACUAGUAAGAAAACUUUUACAUAACACAAGGGGUGUACAGAUAGUAAAUAGUUCGCGCAGUACAAUAUAGGUGGAGCUAGUGCAUCACGAAAAAUUAUUUUUUAUAAGAAUUUACUCAUACUGUCAUGUCUGUUAGUCUGUGCUAUAGGUUAUGCAAUUUGCUUGCUGGCUAAAAGAACCGAUUUCAGCUAUAGUUCUUAGCUCCCGAUUCUAGAAGUAACGGAAAUAGUGGUCGAAAACUCAAAAAGCUAAGUUGAUUUCCACAAACUAAGACUCAAACUUCUAUAAAAAUAUACUACUUUUGACCUUUGUUCGAAGAUCACUUCCGGUUCCGGAACAACAGGAUGAGAUGUGUUUAAAAUUUUAAACCCUUAUUUUUUAUAGCGAAAAGGCAAGAAACGGAGAAAUUUUCUAUUCAAUUGGGUCGAAACUUGUCUUUUUGGUCCUUAAUCAAUAUUCAAACAAAAGUCUUAGUAAUAUUAAAAAGACAAGAGUGACGAAAGACAUUAUAACACCACUAGGUAGAUCAAAACAGGUUUUUCUUGUGCUCAAUUAAUUAAACACUGAAGGCAAAAAACUAAUUUCUCUUUCUAGAUGGUUUAACCCAAUGUGAUGUAAACUGAUGGUGCAGACCACAUGCUUUGUAAAAAAAUUCGAUAUGACGACAUACAUGUAAAAUAAACAUGCUUGGAUUCAAUCAUGAAUCAAGUAAAUCUAGAUUUACCACUGUACGGAGACAUUGACAGCGCUUCUAGUGAGAAACGGGUGUACUUUUUUCCAUUAGCUACUGUGGUUGUGUUAAAAGCGCAGGGAACUUUAUACAUUCAUUUUAUGCCCCGUUUACACUUCUGCUGGCUGCCAGCAUGCUGGCGUCAUUGUACUGCCCUCUUAGGAAAAAACGUUCAACUGUGGUCCAAUGAUCCAAAGUAUUAGACCAACGAAGGACCACCGUUGAACGUUUUUUUCCUCAGAGGGCAGUACACUGACACCAGCAUGCUGGCAGCCAGCAGAAGUGUAAACGGGGCAUUAGGAGCACAUGGCGACGCUUUCGGUGUCACGGGUUGCUCUAUUACAAUGCUAUUACACUGAGAAAUCUAGAUGUAUUUUAUUUAUGAUUCAAUCAGUGUUGCCAGAUCAUUUUCCCAAAAAUCUGAAUUCGGCGCCAAAAUCUAUCUGUACCAUAUCGGUAUCAGAAUCCUUUAAGUACCAGGAAAAAUGUCACCAAAGCUCAUUUUGGCGAGCAAAAAAAAGGUCCCACAGCAACCUUUUACCGAUUGUCUAUCCAAACUAAAACCGAAAAUCAGUAUUUAGGGUAACAGAGGUAUUUUGGCCCACUUUAAGAUUGAUUUUAUAUUGGCCCACUUUGUAAAAAUAUCCCCCAAAUGUUAUAAUAUCUUUGAAAACCCCUUCCGCAGUAGGUAAUUCAAUGUGAUUAGCUUCAAAUUGAUGCAACAUGGGUUACUUAACAUCGAUAAAAUCCGAUGAAAUUGAUAAAGUUUGUUAGGUGGGCCAAAAUAUAUGAAGUGGCCAAAAUACCUCUGUUACCCUAUCUGUACGAUCCGUGAAUUAUCGGUAUUUUGGGAGUACAUAUCUGUAUUGCGGUAUAGAAGUCAAAUAUCUGUAUAAAUACAGAGAAAUCGGUAUACCUGGCAACAUUGGAUUCAAUGCUAACCAGGGAUGCCAGGUUCACAGAUUAAUCUGUGUUUCACAGAUUUUCAAUUUUCUGCACAGGCUUUAAAAAUGGCACAGAUUUUCACAGAUUUCUAAAAAUGGUCACAGAUUUUUACGGAUUCUGAAAUAAAUCAUAGAUUUUCACAGAUUUUUGAAAGCGAGUACAGUUUAGCAUCAAAAGUACAGAGCGAUUGAGUAAAAAGGUACAGAGCGUGUUGAUGUGUUUUUUUUUUGCUCACCUAAUUGAUUCCGAUCUGCUACUAUGGUACGGGAAACGUGCACAGAUUUUCACAGACAGGUUUUUAGCUUGAUCUUUAUCAUGUACUUUGUCUUUGACACAUUGAUCUCUAGUCCGAUCCGCUUGGCCUCAGCUUUUAGUCCGAUGUACGUAUCUUCCAUCUUCUCAAAGUUGCGUGCUAUAAUAUCAAUAUCAUCAGCGAAACCAACGGACUUUCUGAAAAUCGUGCCACUCGUGUCUAUCCUAGCUCUUCUUAUCACACCCUCCAAAGCAAUGUUGAAUAGCAGACACGAAAGGCCAUCACCUUGCCGUAACUUUCUGCGAGUUUCGAAGGGAUUCGAGUUUAUCCCCGAUACUCGAACAACGCACAUCACUCGAUCAAUCGUAGCCUUGACCAAUCGUAUCAGUUUGUCCGGGAAUCCGUAGUCGUGCAUGAUUUUCCAUAGCUGUUCUCGAUCGAUUGUGUCGUAGGCUGAUUUGAAAUCGAUGAAUAAGUGAUGUGUGGGCACAUUGUAUUCGCGGAACUUUUGCAACACCUGGCGGAUGGCGAACACUUGGUCCGUGGUAGCGCGUUCGCCCAUAAAUCCUGCCUGAUAUUGUCACAUGGCCUCUGCGCGAACGGUUCACCUUCUCGUAGAACUUCCUUGUGUCAUUAGAACGGAACAGCUGUUCCAUCGCUUCGCGAUCUCGGUCAUCCUAUUGGCGCUUUUUUCUACGGGAUACCGAGUUUAGUCUGUUCCGCGCCUGUCUGUAUCGCUCCUCGUUUGCUCUCGUUCGGUGUUGCAGCUUGCUCGGCCAAGCUGCAUUCUUCUCGGCCACUAACUGUUCACAUUCGUCGUCGAACCAGCAGUUCCUUACGUUCGGAGUCGUACCUAGUGUGACGACAGCAAGCACUGGUUUUUAGUUUUACUUGGCUUGCUGAAGUAAAGUUGAUAUCACUAGAACUAUGUUUACCCCACCUGAGGUAGAAACCUCAUUGGGUUUAACCCAUAUAAUCAUUUUUUUUUGUUAUAUUCGUCUUGAUUCAGUAUAUAGUAAUCUUUAAAGAAUUUAUUAAAGAAUGUUUCUGUACACACAAAAUUAACAAUGCUGCUUCGCAGUUUGUUCAGAAAGUAUCGCGAAUAAAUAAAAAAUAGAAGACAAACUACAGCAUGUCCACGCUCAAUAGCUGUCAGAAACUGACUGGACAUUCUAAAUGGCCGGAAUCGUUAACAUAAGUGAUGGUUAUGAUUACGAACAUAACACCAUCAAAAGAUCAAAAAUGGAAUAUACGUAGCCCGCGAAAAUUCAAAAUUCGCGAUACUUUUUUAACAGACCUUGUAAGUUGUCUGAGGCUACUGGGCGAUCGGUCUGGGAUCUCAUGGGAGAUCGUUAGUACCUAUAAUCCUACUUCGAUCAGAACGAGUCGUGUGGCAUUCGGCGGCUAAAAUUAGCCAUAAACAGAUCCAUUGGAUUUCUGCUUCCAUGUCGUAAAAAGCGACAAUAGCAGUAGUCUUUUCUUUCUCCUACUCACUGCUACCAGAUUCUUUAAAUGUUUAACAUCUGGUGGCAAACAAUCCUUUCAUUCCUAAGUAGAUCUGCAUUCCGACUUUGGCUGCUAUAGUUGCCAAUCUAGCGUAAAAAUGGUUUCUUAAGACCACUUUGCCUGGAAGUGCAGCAGCGUUUUCAUGUGUCUUCAAGCCCAUUGUGGUUGUUUACCGAUUAAUGCUUUGUUAAAAUUGAUCCUUUGAUGGUAGUAGCGGAGAGUAUUAACUGUUCGCCGGACGCAAGAAGCUCGUAGUACACUACUCCCUUCUGAAUACAUCACACACUUAGCAUUAAGCAUUUCGCACCGAGUUUAUCCCAUUUCCAUCUGUCUCCCUCAAACAGUUUGUGUUGAAUCCAUUUAUCAACGUUAUCAAUUUUUCCCAUAGCUCGCAGACAAUCAGAAAUGCUUUUCGAGUUGUACAGAUUUUUGGAAAAAUGACCCUGCAGCGUACGCAAGUUUUGAAGGUUGGGGCAAAAUCUGAACAAGGAUUCGACGACUUUCUGAUUAUGUAUUCUUUUGAACAGGAAAAUCAAAUAAACAAAUGCGAUAUUUUUAAAAGGUAGACAAACAGAAUCCGAAUGAAAAAUCCCUCCUAUUAUUCCUCAGACUAAAUCGGGUUUGGCCCGGUUAAUCUACCGAGAUUAAACAGAAGAAUUUAUCAAUUGCAACACUCUACACUUAUGUUAUGCAACCAUAUUUAAUUAUUUAUAGGAUGAUUUUGUGUCAAGGCAAAAUUUGUCCCGCAAAGGGUCAUAAAUGAUUCUUUAUAGCUUUAAUCCCUAACAUCUAUAUUCCACGCGUUUAGGGAAAAGAAAACGAACCUUUUCCAAACUUUCUUAAUUUCGGCGCAUUUUUUUUCUUGGCGCCCUAAGUGAACGUAUAUUCUGCGUAUGCGUUUAUCCAGUCCUGAUACUUUUAACUUUCGGUGUAUUAAACUGGUUUCUCAAUCCGAUUAGAUGAAUUCCAGUUGAUUGAUACAUCAACAACAACUUAAGUACGUCUAUUUAGUUGGAUUUCGUCGGUAGAGCAAUCGUUUUGAGAACUGCCAAACUUGCUAUUGGGAUGUGGACAGCAACACGACAUUUUGAAUUUGGGCACCUGUUACACAGAACCAUAUAUUAUUAUUUCCAGAAAUUGGUAGCGUCAUGAGCAUUCGAUAUAACAUAUUUAUGUGCAAUAGACAACUCCCGGAAAAUCAUCAAUAUGCGUGAUAUAAAUUUGGCAAAAAUACGCAAGGCAGUAUCAGAUAGUGUGGCUUUUAGACAGAGUUAGCAUUCGUCUUCAAAUUACAAGAUGUUGAGAAAACUUGUUUUGUGAAAAAUAUUUGUUAUUUGAUUAUGGUUAAUGGCAAUUAUUCGAAAAAGCGUACUUGUACAAAACAAAACUUCGGAACGUAAUUGAAUACAGUCAAACCAACCCAAAAAUUCAUACAACCACGAAUAGACAACAUUCGAUCCGCUUCACCCGUACUAACCCAGUUACACUGUCUUAAUUCAUUUAGUUUUUUUAGAGCGACAUACUCGCGAGCUCGCUUUACUUCGUUUACAGUAGCUCGUAAGAAAAGCAAAACAAAUCAGAACCCCAUGAAAAAAAAUAAUCGCGUUAGAUUUCAUCGUUGUCAUCACUAUUAAACAUGAAUCAUAAGCUCACAUCCACAACAUCCAUACCCUAUAGCCCCCAUUAUGAUAUAAGUUCACAGAAAAUCAGAAAUUUGCAUAUAUAGCGUAUAGGAAAAGCGUUAAGAAACCUAUAUUUCAACACAGAGCAUAAUGUCCGAAACGGAAUAAAAUAUAGAUAUAUUGCUACUAUUAAGUAAAUGAAAGAAUCAAACGAUUGUAGCGUGUCGGUUUGAUUGAUAUCGAACGCAGUAGAGAUUUAUAACAGUAUGACUGAGUAUGCGUGAGUGUAAACUGAACAAAUUUUUAAAAAUUUAACAAAAAUGAACAUUUAAUUUUUACUGUUUUCGUAAAACAAUUACUAUUAAGAGAGAAUUAAAAUGUCGUAAAAACAAGAAUAAUACUUGUGAACGAACGGGGAAAGAUGCAACACUAAGACGGUUGAAAAACAAUAGAGAGAAAGAAAACAUUGUAAUUAUAAUAUGUACUAUAAGUGUUAAAAAAGAGUAAUCUUUGUAUUAGAACCACAAUUAAACUGUGGCAGGAGGCACAUUUGCAAGCAGAGAAAAGUAUGUUUAGCCAGAGAGACGUAAUAUAUAUUUAAAUACCCGUGCGGACCUGCAUCUACGGGAAAUUUUAUUACAGAAGCAUGUUGUCAACGAUCUUCCGUUGAUUUGGCAGUGAAAUAAAAUUGUACAUCUCCACUUUUUACUAAGUAUCUCAGAAAUAGAGUGACACUAACUUCUUGCAUAUGGAAUGCGCGAAUGAAAAAAAUAAUAAUAAUGCAAACACACACCCAUACACAUACACACUCAUACAUAUUUGCUUACAAUAACCAGAUAAUACACACCCAAGCAUACUUGUAAUGAAUAAUAUACUUGCAUAAAAAUAAUAUAUUGAUAAACAAGUGAAAAAACUAUUGAAAACUAUUAUAUACACAACACAAUUAUUAUAUUAUUGAUUAUUAUUAUAUCAUUAUUACUAUUAUUAUU
Messenger RNA from Malaya genurostris, 12587 nucleotides. RefSeq lists its product as uncharacterized. The record is from RefSeq and is a predicted model, not a curated record. Gene Ontology annotation, cellular component: nucleus. The transcript is spliced from 12 exons. NCBI's taxonomy places the organism in Eukaryota, Metazoa, Arthropoda, Insecta, Diptera, Culicidae. The coding region runs from base 115 to 4842 and encodes 1575 amino acids.